CAAUACGAUCACAUAGCAACCAUGAGGUCUCUUGUCUUCGUUCUGCUCAUCGGAGCUGCUUUUGCCACGGAGGAGGACAAGAUCGUCGGAGGGUAUGAGUGCACACCCCACUCCCAGCCCCAUCAGGUGUCUCUGAACUCUGGGUACCACUUCUGCGGUGGCUCCCUGGUCAACGAGAACUGGGUUGUGUCUGCUGCUCACUGUUACAAGUCUCGUGUGGAGGUUCGUCUUGGGGAGCACCACAUCAGAGUGAACGAGGGGAACGAGCAGUUCAUCAGCUCUGCCCGCGUCAUCCGUCACCCCAACUACAGCUCCUACAACAUCAACAACGACAUCAUGCUGAUCAAGCUAAGCAAGCCCGCCACCCUCAACGCCGCCGUGCAGCCCGUGGCUCUGCCCUCCAGCUGUGCCCCCGCUGGCACCAUGUGCAAAGUCUCUGGCUGGGGCAACACCAUGAGCUCCUCUGCUGAUGGCGACAAGCUGCAGUGUUUGGACAUCCCCAUCCUUUCCUUCGAGGAUUGUGACAACUCCUACCCUGGCAUGAUCACCGACGCCAUGUUCUGUGCUGGCUACCUGGAGGGAGGCAAGGACUCUUGCCAGGGUGACUCCGGUGGCCCCGUGGUCUGCAACGGUGAGCUCCAGGGUGUCGUGUCCUGGGGCUACGGCUGUGCCGAGAGGGAUCACCCGGGUGUUUACGCCAAGGUGUGCCUCUUCAACGACUGGCUCACCAGCACCAUGGCCAGUAACUAAGUCUGAUCCCAGGAACAGACCUCCACUGUGGCCACACAGCUCAUCAUUCUAUGUUGUCAAACCUGUGAUCGUAUUGCAUCCAUGAUGAGAAUCUUUUGAUGAAUAAAAGAUUUUGAAUACA
Messenger RNA from Hypomesus transpacificus, 871 nucleotides. RefSeq names its product trypsin-1-like. Bases 22 to 750 code for a protein of 242 amino acids. The transcript is spliced from 6 exons. The record is from RefSeq and is a predicted model, not a curated record. Gene Ontology annotation, biological process: proteolysis. NCBI's taxonomy places the organism in Eukaryota, Metazoa, Chordata, Actinopteri, Osmeriformes, Osmeridae. Gene Ontology annotation, molecular function: serine-type endopeptidase activity.